AUGGGGGAUGGACAAAGUGAAAAUCAACCGCUGUUAAGGGAUGAAGAAGUUAAUGUCAGUACAAUUUCUCCUAUCGGACCGGACGAACUACCUCCACCAUACCAGCAGGCAGGAACGCCUAUGGUAACAUGUCGCGUAUGCCAAUCUAUGAUAGAUAUUUCUGGAAAAAGGGAACAGCAUGUUGUGAAAUGCUCUGUGUGUCAUGAAGCAACGCCUAUAAGAAAUGCCCCACCAGGUAAAAAGUAUGUGCGCUGUCCUUGCAAUUGUUUGCUGAUUUGCAAGUCAUCCUCGCAGCGCAUAGCAUGUCCCCGACCUGACUGCAAGAGGAUUAUAAAUCUUGCACCAUCACCGGUGACUCCACCAGUCCCAACAUUGCCUGGCAUGUGCAGAGUGAUUUGUGCACAUUGCCAGGACACAUUUCUGUAUCAGCAUCUGAAGAAUGCGCCUGUGCGAUGUCCUCAUUGUCGUAAAGUGUCAUCUGUAGGCUCACGGAUGGCCUGUGUUCGAGGGACAAUAUUUGCGGUGCUGGCAGUCAUUUUCUUGGCCAUUGCUCUUGGUGUAACACUGGGAACACUUUCUGCGGCCAAAACCCAUGGCGGCGGUGUCUAUGUAGCGUAUGUUGGAGCUUUCUUGGUUGCAUUCUUUUUGGCCACCCGAGCUGUUUAUUAUUUCACAAUGAAAGUAAGUACCGUCGAGGGCCCAAUGUAA
This is a messenger RNA of Parnassius mnemosyne (clouded apollo), 708 nucleotides long. NCBI's taxonomy places the organism in Eukaryota, Metazoa, Arthropoda, Insecta, Lepidoptera, Papilionidae. The record is from the annotation of a GenBank genome assembly.